This is a messenger RNA of Paraglomus brasilianum, 1592 nucleotides long. The record is from the annotation of a GenBank genome assembly. NCBI's taxonomy places the organism in Eukaryota, Fungi, Glomeromycota, Glomeromycetes, Paraglomerales, Paraglomeraceae.
GAACUACUUCCAACUCGAGCGUCUCUAACGACAAUGAAAGCCCUCGGAAGUCGAGUGUUCCAUAUGGACUUAUUGCUUUAUUUCUGUUUAUUGUUCUUAUAAUAACAUUGAUAUCUAUGGCACCGCAUGACUUCUACGAAGGUUCUCCCGAAGAUAUUAUUUCUCCAGGUCAAUUGACGCGUAAUGUUUUUGCCCACCUCAAAGCUUUUGACCAAAUUGCUAAAUCUGGGGCCUCCGCUAACAAUAAUGGCCAUGGAUCGCGAUCCGUACUUAAUUCAUACAACGAAUCGGCAGAGUAUGUUGUCUCACAAUUAGAGAAAACUAAAUGCGAGACUAAAAGGAUGUAUUUUAAAGUUCCUGUUUGGAAUAAGGUCAAAGAAGCUGAAUUGAAUAUCAUUUUGAAUGCCACUCCAACGGGCAAUGGUGUGAAGAAUGCAAUAGCAUUACAAGGAGGAAUCGAUUUUUGGAAUAUGCGUGAUGGAGGGGUGGCUACCACGGUAGAAGGUGCUUCUGUAGUUGAAAUACCUCAUUACGGAUGUAAAGAUGUUAAAGAAUGGAAAUAUGUUAAGGGAAAGGUUGCAUUAAUCGGCAAUGGUGGAGAAUGUACUUACUUUAAGGCUGCCUAUCGUGCCGAGAAUGAAGGAGCAGUGGCUGUUAUAUUCUAUAAUGCCCCAGAAGAUGCAGGACUUAUAUACACCCGAGUUAGGAAAUAUGCGUGGAGAGAAGGAGAUCCCACGAUUCGCAUACCUGUUCUCUCAUCCACUUACACCGUAGGCCAGUUGCUCAGAAAUGAGCAUUCUGCUCGCAUUUUCCUUCGUACUUAUAGCACAUUAACCAUCACCACCACUUAUAAUGUCAUCUGUCGCUGGGGUAAAGCUGACUCAUACGAUAACACCAUCGUUCUUGGUGCACAUUUGGAUUCAGUUCCCGAUGGACCUGGAUUAGUGGACAAUGCUUCUGGUUCAGCAGUAUUGUUAGAGAUACUGCUUGCAUUAGAGCGUGCCCACUUUGUGUCUAAAAACUAUUUAAUUUUUGCGUGGUGGGGUGCUGAAGAAUUGGGACAAUUGGGAUCAAGGACGUUUGUGAGGAAGUUGCUGGAAACGGGGGAGAUUGAUUCGGUGGCGAUGAAUUUGAACUUUGAUAUGCUUGGGAGUCCAAAUUACGUGCCUUUUGUAAGUACCGAAAGUCCCAGUUUAAGGAUACAUCGUGGAGCUGAUGCCCCAUUAGAAGUGCAGAAUGCAUCGAUUAAGAUUCAGAAAACGUUUAUCGAUUACUUCUCAGCAGCUAGACAACCAUAUGAAAUCAUAGAUAUGAAAGCAGGGAGUGAUUUUCUUCCAUUUCUUGAGAAUGGUAUUCCAUCGGGCGGUGUCUUAACUGGUGCCGGCGCAAAGAAAACCGAAAAACAAAGGCGCAUUUUUGGCGGUCUCGCUAACGCUGCCUAUGAUACAUGUUAUCAUCAACCUUGUGAUGAUGUGGAGAACGUGAAUGAAGACGCAAUAAAGAUUACGUCUUCAGCCGCUCUUCAUACAGUCAUCCGCUUCGCUCAACAGCCUCACUUAAGAAGAUUCUUGGACAUUUUGCCUGCCAUGUGA